GAAAUGUUUUUUCAUGGUUGGAACAAUUAUAUGCAACAUGCUUUUCCAGAAGAUGAACUCAAACCACUAUCUUGCAAAGGUUUAGGGAGCAAUAAAUACUCAUAUGAUAGUUCCAAUGAUGUUUUGGGUGAUUACUCAUUGACCUUGGUAGAUGUUUUGGAUACUCUUGCUAUUAUUGGAACUCAAGAACAAUUUGAGCAAGCUGUAUAUCAAGUUUUAAAUGAAGUAUCUUUUGAUAAAAACAACAAAGUACAAGUUUUUGAAUUAAAUAUAAGGGCUUUAGGUGGAUUGUUAUCAGCUCAUAUAUUAGCUUCAGAUCCUUCUUUUGGACAUCAAAUUGAACAUUACGAUGGUGGGUUACUACGACUUGCAGAAGAUUUGGCUCAACGAUUUCUACCUGCCUUCAAACAUUCAAAAUCGGGCAUUCCCUUCCCAAGGGUCAAUCUUCGUCAUGGUGUUCCGAAAACAGAAACAGUUGAAACGUGUACUGCUGGUGCGGGUAGUCUGAUAUUGGAAUUUGGUGUUCUUAGUCGUUUGACAGGUGAUCCUCAAUAUGAAGAAGUGGCCAAAAAAGCAUUACAAGCAAUUUGGGAACGAAGAUCAGAACUUGAUUUAGUUGGCAACGUCAUCAAUAUUCAAACUGGACAAUGGAUACAUACAGCAUCUUCAACAGGAGCAGGCAUCGAUUCUUUUUUUGAAUAUCUAUUGAAAGCUUAUAUCUUAUUUGGUGAAGAAGAUUAUUUGGAUAUGUUUGAAACCUCCUAUGAGGCCAUUAUGCAACACAUCGUGGACAGAUCUGGUUACUUGUAUCGCAAUGUGCAUAUGGAUUCAGGGAUGUUAAUGGCUACUUGGAUCGAUAGUCUUAGUGCAUUUAUGCCAGGGGUACAAGUAUUAUAUGGAGAUUUGGAAUCAGCCAUUAAGGGUCACUUGGUAUUUUAUAAUAUUUGGCAACAAUACCAUGCACUCCCUGAACGAUUCGACUUUUUCCAGCAGAAAGCAGAUAUACACAGUUAUCCAUUACGACCUGAAUUUGUAGAAUCGACUUAUUAUUUAUACCAAGCAACUAAAGAUCCAUUCUAUCUCCAGGUGGGUGAAAUGAUCAUGGAAGAUUUGAACAACCGAACUCGAUUACCUUGUGGAUUUGCAAGCAUUAGCGAUCUUCGUACUGGACAACUAGAUGACCGGAUGGAAAGUUUCAUGUUAUCCGAGACUUUGAAAUACCUUUAUCUUUUAUUUGAUGUUGACAACUCUAUCAACCGUAUGGAUUCUAAUUUUGUUUUUACAACUGAGGGUCAUUUUCUUCCAUUGGCAGGCCAAUAUUUGAAACAUUCUAUAAUUUAUCGAUCGUCAUCAUCAUCAACAACAACGCCACUCAAACUUAGCAACCAUUGUCGAAAAUAUAAACCAUCCGCAUUUUCAACAUCAACAGCAGGAAAAUCUACACAUCAACAACGAAAUGGAUCAGUCAUCGAGAGAUCAUCAACUUUUGAUAUGACAUCUAUACCAUAUUUACCCCUUUCCGAUUAUGCUGCCAAACUAACUGGAAAUCGACUGAAUACCACAACGAUUUCAUCAUCACCUCGUUUAUUAUACCGUGAAGGUUAUUGUACUUCGCCUUUAUCCAAUUCAAGAUCGUUUGAACUAUCUUUUGGUCAAGAUCACCGACUAGCCUAUCGUCAAGCAUCUCCCAAGUUGAUUGAUAUCAUGGGUGGUCUGAUAUCCAAGUCUCUUUCUGGUUUGAAGAUUGAACUUACAAAGCUUCCCCGGAGUCUAGAAGGUGGAUACAUCAUUACUGGAGGUUAGUAAAAAAAAAAAAAAAAAACCCUUCUACCUUUAGAAAACUAUAUAGAAAUACAAUUUGUUACAUCCCCCCCCCCAAUUCCUCCAUAUCUAGAAUAGAUUUCCCUUUCAGUUGUAUUCUUUUUUGAUUCAAAUCCUUUUUUUUUUUUAUAAACUGUAUAAUUUACUAAUAUCGUUUUCACUUUUUC
Halteromyces radiatus is the source of this 1988-nucleotide messenger RNA. Its product is annotated as glycosyl hydrolase family 47-domain-containing protein. Bases 4 to 1803 code for a protein of 599 amino acids. Gene Ontology annotation, biological process: endoplasmic reticulum mannose trimming; carbohydrate metabolic process; mannose trimming involved in glycoprotein ERAD pathway. Lineage: Eukaryota; Fungi; Mucoromycota; Mucoromycetes; Mucorales; Cunninghamellaceae. The record is from RefSeq and is a predicted model, not a curated record. The transcript is spliced from 9 exons. Gene Ontology annotation, molecular function: calcium ion binding; mannosyl-oligosaccharide 1,2-alpha-mannosidase activity. Gene Ontology annotation, cellular component: endoplasmic reticulum; membrane.